Colletotrichum tamarilloi is the source of this 1497-nucleotide messenger RNA. RefSeq names its product carboxylesterase. The transcript has 6 exons. NCBI's taxonomy places the organism in Eukaryota, Fungi, Ascomycota, Sordariomycetes, Glomerellales, Glomerellaceae. The record is from RefSeq and is a predicted model, not a curated record. Bases 1 to 1497 code for a protein of 498 amino acids.
AUGGCCUAUACUCUCGAAAGCAAAUCUCUGGGUUCAACUCUAUGUGGCGUUGAUUUAGGGACGAUCGCACAGUUUAGAGGCAUCCCAUAUGGCAAGAUUGUUUCGCGAUUUGCCAAACCCGAGCCAUUAGUGGCACUGCCGCAAGACAUCAACUGUACUGAGUUUGGCCCUCGGUGUCCACAAGUCAAAGUUGAUGUAGGGCAUCUAUUGCGUAUACCUCCUGAGCACAGGCUACCCGUUGAGGCCGAAGAUGAGUUUCGAUGCCUCAACUUGGACGUUACGGUGCCCAAAUCACAAGAACUGCUGACGGCUCAAAGAUUACCUGUUUUGGUCUGGAUACACGGCGGCUCACAGGCGGUUACUUUUGGAAGCGCGGCCUCUGGCGUGUGCGACACGAGAAGAAUAGUGGAAGAUUCCGUGAACUUGAGUAAACCCGUCAUCGUCGUGACAGUUCAGUACAGACUCAACAUCUUCGCGUUCGGAAGCGAAAGUAGCUCGAGUAACCUCGCUCUGCAAGAUCAAUCAUUGGCUCUCAAAUGGGUCACUGAUCACAUUCCGGAUUUUGGAGGUGACCCGAAUGAUGUCUCACUGGCUGGAGAAAGUGCUGGAGCGGUAUACUGCCACGCCCACAUAGCGGCUGGCCUUGAAGUAAGAAGAGUCAUACUCUCUUCUGGCUCGCUGUACCUUUCUCCUCCUCAGCCAAGGACAAAGGCUUCUGUUUUACGCCAAACACUCGUGAAUCAUCUUGGUACACUGGGUGACUUUGACUUGAGCACAGCCCCUGUUGAAAAAUUGGUGAAGGCCAUAGAACUGGCUGGAAUACAUUCAUGGUUCCUUCAAGUGGAUCCUACUCUUGUUGGGUGGGAGACAGCAAUAGGGGCUGCGGAGAGCGUGAUGAUAGGUGAUGUUCGAGACGAGGCCGUUCUCUGGCGAGAGGGCAUAUGGAAAAUGGAAGCUUCAGAGAUUGCUCAGGCAUUCAGCUAUGCCGGCGAACACCAGGACACGCUCAAAAAACUCUACAACAUUCAUUCUGACAGAGCCUCCGCUUCCAAGAUAGGGGCGUUGGACUUCAUGAAUGACUACAAAUUUCUUCUCCCAGCGGAGAACAUUGCUCGCCUAUUUAGGGCAGCAAACAAACCCGCCUAUCGAUAUCUCGUUGAUGAGUGCAACCCCUGGCAACCCUCAAAUGGAGCUCAUCACGCGGUGGAUUUGCUUUUUCUCUUUGGGGGAUUUGAUCUUUCAUUUGCUCCUGGUGCACAACAGACUGGAGAGCAGAUGCGCAAGUCAGUGAUCGAAUUCCUUCACGCCCAGGAGCCGUGGCAGUUGGGUAGCUAUGCAGCGUUCGGACCCUACGGGAUGUUUCAAGAACUUGAUAGCGUCGGCGUCAAGCUCCGGAGACGAUCGGAACAGGCGGAAUUUCUGCAUUCGGUUCCUUCAGAGAUCUUGGAUAAGGUGUUCUUUGCCCUUGCGGCCGGCCGGAUCAGCUUACUAAACUGA